AUGACUACUACUACCACCACAACAACAACAACAGCAUUAUUAGACACCCUAUCAACCGAGGUGACGAACCUUGAUCAGUCAGGGACUGAUAGCUUGAACGACUUGCUACAGGAUUCCAAUGAGUUUUUAGCUGAACUAAGACUAAUAGAAUUAGACCUAAUUGAAGAAGUGAAUAGCCAACAGAAUGAACACACAAACCAUAAACCAGUGGACUCGGUAGACAAAUUACUGAAACUAUCCGAUAAAUGGUACAAGUCUUCUAUUUCCAGAUUAAAGUCAUAUAAUUCUGCAAAUAACAAAUUCAGUAAAAAUAUUUUGAAUAACCCCAAGUUUAGUAUUGAGUUGGAUGAUGCGUAUACUUACCCAUUGCUAUUAAACAAUUAUCCACACAAUAAUCAGAAAGAUGACCACGAAAGCCAUGCAUCAACAAUAAGUAAAGAAUCUAAUAUGGGAACAUCAAAAGAUCCUUAUUCAAUACUUUCAAAAUCAAGCCAGUUGGAGAAAAUCAAAAAUGAAAAUAGAGAAGAACUUAUUAAGGCUAUUGUUCUUCAUUUAUUGAAAACUGGUCAGUGUGAAAUUGUUCCAGAAGUCUUAAAAGAAUUGCCUGCAAACACGUCAAGUGUUAUUGACCAAGACCUAUUUAAGAAAUUUGAGAUUUUGAAUCAAAUAGUUGAUAAUAUAAUAACUAGGCAUGAUUUGUCAAUGGCACUUCAAUGGUUUCAAAAAAAGUAUAAUGAAAGAGUAGCCAUUAAUGCCAAAAAUUCAACUUUGCCACCGAAUACAAGUGCAGACACAUUUGGAUCUAUUAAUCUAUCUUGGGAUCAGAAUGAUUCCUUUUAUGAUAUUGAAUUUAAGUUUCAUAUGCUACAGUUUACAAUUUUACUAAAUGGAGAGAAUUCAUCCUUCACACUUGAUAAUGCACUCAAAGCUUAUUUAUAUUCAAAAGACAAUUUUUCCAAGUUCUUCAAAGAUUACAUUAAUGAGAUAUCACCAUUGAUGACAUUGUUGCUAUUCCGAACAGAUAAAGAUACUGAAACUCUUGAUGAUUUCUCAAAAAAGCAUAUGGUUACUACUGUUAAAAGUUUUAUUACAAAAAUGAAGCAGGGAUUUUAUAUGGAGAAUGAACGUAAUCAAAGAGGUAUGGGUCAUGGGGGUGAGGCAAAGUUUGUAUAUGAGUUGUUAGCAAACUUUGAAAAUAUUCAUGAUAGUGGUAAUUUAUUCACCAAUCUUGCUAACGAAUUUAUUGCGGAAUAUUGCAAGGAUUUGAAAUUAUCUAACGAUUCGUCAUUGUUCCAAAGUGUUUUAGCAGGACAUAUAUACUUGCCAAGUUUUUAUAAAUAUAAUCAAAUUCAAUUGAAAUUGAAAAAGUUGAAACUGGUUUCCGGGAGCAAACUAAGUGAAGAUAGUUCUGGUGUAUCGAACUCGACAAAUAGCAUAUCUGAUAACCAAGUCGAAAAUUUUGUGGCAACGUAUCAUUUUGAGUUACCGUUUCAAUUGCCAGACUCCAAUAGGUUUUUAUUUAAGUAUCAUCCUAUUUUUAUUUGUCCAGUUUCGAGGGAACAGUUAAUCCCUAUCACCGAAAAUGGUUAUACAACACAGGCUGUUGUGUUAAACUAUUGUCAACAUUUGGUAUUGAGAGAUAGUAUUUGGCAUUUAUCGAAAAAGGGUAUAGAUAUCUUCAAGUGCCAUUACUGUUACAAGAAACAUAAGUACAGUGAUGUCACAGAUGCAUAUUUCAUCGACUUGUAA
Molecule: messenger RNA, 1749 nt
Organism: Candida dubliniensis CD36
Lineage: Eukaryota; Fungi; Ascomycota; Pichiomycetes; Serinales; Debaryomycetaceae
Product: ubiquitin-protein ligase
Exons: 1
Coding region: 1-1749 (582 amino acids)
Biological process (GO): proteasome-mediated ubiquitin-dependent protein catabolic process
Cellular component (GO): nucleus; GID complex; cytoplasm
Molecular function (GO): ubiquitin-protein transferase activity
Source: RefSeq, a predicted model, not a curated record